CGACGGUCCCUGAUGUUGCUGAAUAUGACCUUGGAACAAGAUUGACGUAUGAUCGGCAAUUUGCCGAUGACCAAUUUGGUGAUGACCAAUUAGAUGACGUACGAUAGACCGGGAGAUCAUAUUCAGCGGAGAGACACAUGGACCGAACAACGACCAAAGCAGAGGAGGGAGGCGGAGUAAUUCGGCGGUCCUCUUUUUCUCAGGCGGAGAGUCGGUGGGCUGUUGCUUGAAAUAUUUGCUGCCGUAAAGCAUGAUCGCUCGAAAGAUCUCCCACAGGACGUCCGCGACUACUUUACGGCACGAAAAGAUCAUUCGCGCCAUCUUCGCGUCCGGUUGAAGUCGUCUCUGUGCGCGUUGAAGCUUCUCGACCUAGCUUAGCUUAGCUUAGCUUAGCUUAGGUUGCUAGCAGCUACCAAAGAGACGCGGCGUGAGUGAAAAUCUUCGUCCGGAGCAGCAGGAGCCAGAGAACCCUCACAUUAAAGAGGAAGAGGAGGAUAGAGAGCUUCAUCCCACAAAAGAGGAGGAGGAAGACUUCCUACGCAGUAAAGAGGAAGAGCACGAGGAAGUCAUCAGGGUUCCUUUGACGGGUGUCCCGUUGAAGAGCGAAGAUGAAGGUCAAAGUGAGGAGAGCAGAGGGGCGGAGCCUCCAAGCAGCAGCUCAAGUCAACACAUGACAACCGAAGGCGAUGGGGAAGACCACUGUGGAGGAUCACAGGCAGACGGCCUCUUAGCUCCACUGUCAGAUGGUGACGACAUGACGUCACACUCUUCUGACUAUGAUGAUGAUGAAGAGUCAGAAGCUCAUAAGACAAGUCACACUGACAACAAAUGCUGGAAAUGUUAUCAGUGCGCGAAAACGUUUCCUUGCAAGUCGAAUUUGAAACGACACGUGAAAAUACACACCGGGAAGAAGGAUUAUGCCUGCUCCGAUUGUGGUAAAAGAUUCUGCGCUAAGGAGCACUUGGCAAGACACGCGAGAAUUCACACGGGAGAGAAACCUUUUUGCUGUGCCGAUUGUGGGAAAAGAUUCUCUCGAAAGGGAGCUUUGACAACGCACUCAAAAACGCACACAGGAGAGAAACCUUUUUCCUGCUCAGUGUGUGGUCAACGUUUCUCUGUGAAGGGAACCUUAAAAGUUCACACAAGAACGCACACUGGGGAGAAACCUUUCUCUUGCUCGGUUUGCGGUCAAAGAUUCUCUGUGAAGGGAACCUUAAAAAUUCACACAAGAACGCACACUGGUGAGAAACCUUUUGCCUGCACAGUUUGCGGUCAAACAUUCUCUGUCAAAAGAAGUUUGACAAAACACACAAAAACCCAUGCUAGAGAGAAACCUUUUGCCUCCUCAGUGUGUGGUCAAAGUUUCUCUGUAAAAGAAACCUUGACAAAACAUACAACCACCCACACUGGAGCGAAACCUUUUGCCUGCUCGGUUUGCGGUCAGAGAUUCUUAGCAAAGCGAGCUUUAAACCGUCACACAAGGAUACACACUGGUGAGAAACCUUUAUCCUGCUUCGUUUGUGGUCAAAGAUUCCUUAAUAAGGGAACUUUAACAAUACACCUACAAACGCACGUUGGGGAAAAACCCUUUGCUUGGGCAGUUUGUGGUCAAAGGUUCUCUCAGAAGGGAAACUUUAAAAAGCACACAAGGACGCACACUGGAGAGAAACCUUUUUCCUGCUCAGUUUGUGGUCAAAGAUUCUCUGCGAAGGGAACCUUAAAAAGUCACACAAGAACCCACACUGGAGAGAAACCUUUUGUCUGCUCCGUUUGUGGUCAAAGAUUCUCUCAGAAGGGAAACUUGACAAAACACACAAGAACCCACACUGGAGAGAAACCAUUUUCCUGCUCUGCUUGUGGCCAAAGAUUCUCUCACAAGUAUCCGUCUCAGAAUCACAAGUGUGUUGGUGAGAAUAGCAGCGAUCGAUGUAGGACUCGCCUCUCGUCUCAGCAGGCUUCAUCCGUUCACGCACCAAGGAUGAUUGUAUUCUGUGCACCGACUUCUCCUGUGGACAAGUGUUGAGAGUUAUAGCAUUCAUGCCAAAACUUGUCAAUCAAGUCAAAUCUCAAUCUAAAAUGCAUAUCAACAACUUGUAUAUCUGAUUUGUCAAAUUACAACGUAAAUGGACAUAUUUUGUAACUUAAUGUAUUGUAGUGGACUGAGUGGCAGAGGAUCCCCAAAAACGGCCGUAUUAGCUCAAAAGGGGGCUUCGACUAGAUACUGAAGCAAAGGGUCUGAAUAAUUACGGCUGUGUGAUAUUUCAGUUUUUCUUUUUGAAUAAAUCUGCAAAAAUUUCAACAAUGAAGU
This is a messenger RNA of Phyllopteryx taeniolatus (common seadragon), 2308 nucleotides long. Its product is annotated as gastrula zinc finger protein XlCGF57.1-like. Gene Ontology annotation, biological process: regulation of transcription by RNA polymerase II. NCBI's taxonomy places the organism in Eukaryota, Metazoa, Chordata, Actinopteri, Syngnathiformes, Syngnathidae. Gene Ontology annotation, cellular component: nucleus. Gene Ontology annotation, molecular function: DNA-binding transcription factor activity, RNA polymerase II-specific; RNA polymerase II transcription regulatory region sequence-specific DNA binding. The transcript is spliced from 2 exons. The record is from RefSeq and is a predicted model, not a curated record. The coding region runs from base 671 to 2023 and encodes 450 amino acids.